Homalodisca vitripennis (glassy-winged sharpshooter) is the source of this 1583-nucleotide messenger RNA. RefSeq lists its product as uncharacterized. NCBI's taxonomy places the organism in Eukaryota, Metazoa, Arthropoda, Insecta, Hemiptera, Cicadellidae. The transcript is spliced from 2 exons. Bases 681 to 1568 code for a protein of 295 amino acids. The record is from RefSeq and is a predicted model, not a curated record.
GCUGCGAAAAAACAAGAUCAGUCUCUCUGUGGGAAGGAGACGGUAUGCCAUACGAGCGGCGCUCACGCUCUUGCUCGCCUAUCCACGAGCCCGUAAACGAAUCUUUUUUUGGAUCUGUCCGAAAUUAUUUCCUCUCGUCCGAUACAAAGUGUUCAAAGUGCCGACUGUUUCCAAAAUCAAUACCGAUUCUCCAGUCGUCUCCUGCGGACUUCCAGUGAACAGAGUGAUAAGUGUAAUCAGUGUUCAGUGUGUGCGCCACGGAUAGCACGUAAUGUAGAGUUAUAUAAUAUAGUUCAAUUAUUAAAUGUGCGAAUUUCAUAAUUUAAUUAAUUAGGUAUUUUUUUGCGAUGUCUUCAAAAUUUCGAUGUAAGAACGCUCCGAUCGUUCCCGCACCAGGGCGCCUUCAGACCACACUUUGUACGGAGUUCAGUUCUCACUUGGACCCCUCACUCGGCUCGUCUCCCCCGUUUUACCACCCCGAUUAAGAGAUAGUUUUAAAGAGAUCGAGGGGCAGUCGGGCUAAAUUCGUUGUUUCCCGCCCCGUCGAAUUCCGGCAGUUCAAAAACAAUAGCCGACCAGUUGUCGCUCCGGAGAAGAUCCAAAAAUAAACGCCACCCUCUCGAACGACGACGUCUCGUGUGAGUGACUGAGUGGAGGAGCAGGAUGUGGCCGCUCGGAGUAUGGGUAUCCCGGUAUCUUCACGAAUACCCGUACUGAACUGUGGUAGUGGUAGCGAGUGGGCCAGGAGUAUGUCGGCGUCAGCACCCCCGGGACUUCGGUUCGGCUCAGCGGUGCUGCUCGCCAUGGUGUUCUGGUGUGCUAUGUGGACCUCUCAGUGUGACGGUGUCGCGUCCGCCUCUCCCCUGCACAGGACGGAUAUUACAGGGGAAAUGAUCAGUGUGGACUCCAGGAGGGGAGAUACUCCUCAGUACUCGGAUUAUUCGACGUACCGACCGUCCGCACUCCUAAAACGUUCCAGGCGGAUAUCGAGGACUUUCCCGGGAACCGCGGUAGGUUUCUCCAGGGGCUUCUCCAAGUCCUUGAAAUCCUCCGAUUUCCAACAGCCCUGCUCUCACGUCGGCGAUCUCAUCAACGACGUCGCCGCCCGCGCCUACCUGGCCGGUACGGUCUUCGAGGGUAAGGCCCGGUCCCGGAGUUCGGUGAGGGAGCCUGGGGGUACUUACGCCGUAACGUUCUCCGUGCAGCACGUACACAAGGACCACAGUCCGGGUACCCUCAGACUGCGGAGUCAAGUGCGGUUACAGUUCCGAGAGAAGGCGGGCGGCCCCAGAGCGGCGGCCUCAGGGCCUUGUGUGCAGAACUAUAACUACACCGGUGUGGGUCUGGUGAGGGCCAACAUCAAGCGAGGGGGCAAGUACCUCGUGUUCGUCAGUGGGGUCGGGCCCCACAACUUCACGGUGGUCGGCGAGCCAGUGUUCCGCAGCAAGAAGAACCUGCAAGCUGUGCGAGACGUCCUCUGUCACAACUGUGUCAGGCCCGUUGAUGUCUGGGGACUACGGGAUGUCACAGUCAAGGUGAAGGAACGCCUCAGGCUGGUGUGUCGGUGAAGUGGCAAUCCUCUU